This is a messenger RNA of Stylophora pistillata, 2023 nucleotides long. RefSeq lists its product as uncharacterized. The record is from RefSeq and is a predicted model, not a curated record. Lineage: Eukaryota; Metazoa; Cnidaria; Anthozoa; Scleractinia; Pocilloporidae.
UUGGGUUUUUAAUAACCAAGUCCAAAUCAAUGGUUCAGGGGUUCUGAUUCCAGAAAGUGAAUUGACCUAUGUGAUCAUUGAGGAUGAUGAAAAACUACCGGUGAUUAAUUGCAUCACUGGAGGUAAUUGAUAAUGAAGGAAAAAUUUUAUUACCAAUCUUAUCUUAUCUUUAUUAUUGUUUGUUUCAUACAAGCGAAUUCCUAAGAUUGGCCCAAGGCAGAGGCUUAAAUGGCUUGUAAGAGACAGAUACUAUUUUUCAAUAGUAUCUUAGAUAAACAGUAGGUUUAUCUAAGGUAUUCUAAUCUAAUCUAAUCUAGAUAAUAAGCAAUAAUCGGGGUAUAUUAGAAGUUCAUAUAAUUUUCACUAAUUUACAAAGAGCAGUAAAUUAAUGGAUUAAGAUAAGCCUUUUGAAUGUUACGAGGCAAGAAUAUUUUAUUUCUAUCUUUGAUAAUUUUUUUCAGACUUUGAUGAAGGAGAAUCUUUAAAGAAUCUCUUUAUGGCAGAAGCAAAAAUUUUUAAGAACAACUUCCCCCAGGUUCUCAUGGUGCAUGCUGCAUCUGCAAUUGCAUCAAACUAUGAGCUGGUUGUUCAAGAGUUUGAUGGUUGCUCUAUACCUGUACUCAAGGGUUGCCCUGUAUCAGGAAAAACCACAGCCAUGAAAGCUGCCCUGAGUGUUUUGGGGAAAAAAAAUGACUGCAUCAGUGAGGCUACAUCGAAAUUCAUUGAGACCAAGCAAGGAAUCUCUACCAUCCCUUUUGGAUGGGAUGAUUGCUCUUGUGUUAAGACACUAAAAAACAUGGCGGUGAAUUCAUACAAUGCGUGUGGGAGUGCAAAUGUAAGGAAAACCUACAUUCCACGUACAGUUCCACUGGUCACCACCAAUCUUGAUUUAGGAGAUUUGAAAUAUAAAAGCAGAUGGCUUAGGAUUAUCUUCGAAGACCCUAACCCUAAGCUAGCUGGCAUGGAUCGCCAUUCUGCAGAGAGAGGACUGAGGGAAGCCAUGAAGACAGCACAUAAAAGUGUGCGCGUCGUAACCAUUAACACUUCAAACUACAUUUACAAUCGCAUGCAAGAUGAAGAUUUUGCAUCCAUAGUUGCAAAGCUGGAAGAUGACUUUCCAGAUUUGGAUCAGAGGGCAAGUGCUUCCUAUUCCCUCUUGUUGUAUGUCACUAAAAAGAUGCUUCAGGAUGUUGGUUUGAAUAAUUUCUUUGAGCUAGUAGAGAGGAAAAUGUUUGAAGUUAUCAUACCAAGUUAUAUACAACUCCAGACGAUGAAGCCAUGUAAAGAAACAAGCAUUAACCAUACAAAUGAUGAUGUCAGAGAAUUCCUAGAUUCAUUCAUGAUAAAAAAAUUGCUUCAGGGUGAUCCAGAGGUGGUCUUAAGGUUUUUUGAUCAAGACUUCUCACCAACAAGUUGUGGUUGCAGAGAAACAAUGGCAUUCAAUGUAAAUGAAUUGAUCAAGUUUUGCUAUGAAGGCCAAACCAGUCCACCGCCAAAAAUAACUGGAAUUUCGCUACGAAAUUUCAUUAAGACUCAGAAAAUAGGCCAUGCUUGCAAGGUCUAUUUCAGGAAGAACUCUAGUCAAAUGAAUGCAUUCCACAUACAACAAUCAUGGUUCUCAGAAGAAACCUUAAAAGAACUACAUAAAAAAUUUGGUAGAAGAAAAACAAAGAUAAAUCAGGGAAAGAAUGGUUAGUAAAAAAGUGAUUUGUUAUAUUAUAAAAGCCUCUCUCUCUUUGGAGAUGAUAUGAUUUCAGUGAAUCCGUUUCUGAUUUAGGAAAUUAUUGACAACAUGGAUCCCACUAAAACUGGCUCACCUACAUUUUAACCUGGCUGUUUGAACAAAAAAAUUUUGAUCAUGUGAUCAAAUAUUUACGUACCAAUGGAAUAUUUUUGUGACCCGGGAACAUUCCUUGGACAUGCUUUCAAGGUGUUCUAUUUAGCAACUCAAAUAGUGGCAAACCCAAAUUUUUGUCGUACUAAAUGAAAUUCUCAAUGAAAUUUAACAUGAAGUUUAUGAAUA